CCAAUCUCACAUAAAAUGGCGCCAUUAAGCGAACGCCUGCAUAGUGAAACAGUGCUGUAACAUUAUAAUCUAAUAUCGCAGUGUAACGAUCAAAUUUAAGUGAAAACAUGCCCACAGCCGUAACCUUUGAGCAAAUUCAUUCCCUCACACAUACGCGGAUUACUAGAUAUGCCGUUUGUGUGCCUUUAGCUCGCACUGAACUGUUCGACGCCAUCUUGGAGAGCCACGUGACAAUGUUUUGUUCAAAUAAUUAAGAUCGCUUCCAUCAUGGAGGUGCUAGCGAACGCGGCCGUGGCAGAGAUCUGCAAACUUGUGGACGAUGGAUAUGCGGUUUUACGCUUGGAAAUGUCCCAAAGCCAGAAAGAGAACAAAGCCUUAAAGAGGAAACUGCAGAUGCUGGAGCUCCGGAUCGCCCGGGGAUAUACAGAGAGGAACUCCGUAAAUUCUCGCCCUCUUGGAGUUCAGUGUUUCGAAAAAACCAGAAGAACAGUUACCGGGCCUUCAGCCACACAGAGGAGAGAUGGGGAAAUUAUGGUUGUGGAUGAAGACCACGCACCAACGCAGGCUGCCGUUGAGAGAGACGAGUGUGCAGACGUGGAGGAGGAAAUGACUGAAUCUCUUCUGAUAAAGGAGGAGAGAUCCGAAGAGGACAGAGACCCACAGAGAGCGAUGAACUCCAGGGAGGAGAGAGCGGUGGAGUGGAGGGCAGGCAGCAGGGAAAAACGUCCCGUUGAGGAAACGCAGAAUAAAGCAGCGAAUCACACAGAGGAGCUCACUGAGCAGCACAGGACCAGACGCGCUGUUUGGGAGUGCACAGACAUGGAGGAGGGAGGGACUGAAGCGCUUCUCAUAAAGGAGGAGGGGCCGGAGGAGAGCCUCCGGAGGCGAAACCCACGGACGGGGCGGAGGAACGCAGAGGGCGGCGCCUUUCCCACUGGAAGAGCUUCAGGAGCUGUGGAGCGGGGAGGCGCUGUCGGGGGAAGAGUUCCCGCCCUGAACAAGCAGACAGCGCCGGAGCGCCCCCUGGAGGACCUCACUGAGCACAGCGCCCCGAGCAGCCUUUGGGAGUGUGCAGACAUGGAGGAGGGAAGGGCUGAAUCGCUUCUGAUAAAGGAGGAGAAACUGGAAGAGGACCGAGACCCACAGAGAGAGAUGAACUCCAGGCAGGAGAGAUUGGUGGACUCAGGCUCUGACGGUUUGGGACAGGCUCCGCCCCUGAUGCACAGAGAGACCAGGCCCUGCGUUUGGGAGGUCAGUGGACUGGAGUCUCCUCUUAAGGGAGAGACAGAGAGAGCAGAGACGCUUCAGCACACAGGAUGUGAACAGAGCGCAGGAAGACUCCACACUUCCUGUCCUGAGUUCUUAAUGUGUGAGAGAACUAGUCAACUGAGGACUCUGUGUACACAGGGGGCUGGUGAAACAGAGGCUGAUGUUCCCUCCUGCUCUUAUGCUACAGAAAGCAGCUCUGAGAGCCUGUCCAUUCACUCAGGGCUGCAGUCACUUCCUCCCUCAGGGAAAGCUGCUGCCAGUAGUCUGUCAUUGGGGUCUCUAGAUCUUAAGCCAGAGGCUGUAAUGAUAGACUCUGCAUCGACUGAAGAGGAGGCUGAGAUGCACUCCGCAUGGACUGAAGAAGCAUUUUCCAGAAAUAUUGUAUCGCAGCACAGAUAUCACAGAGGAGAGAGGGAGAGAAUGGAAGCGAUCCCAGGAAGUGUUGACGUGUGUCCCCCAUUUGCCCAAAUAUCGGUGAGAGACGGCACUGACGCGGCACACAUGCUGGUGUCUGAUGUGAACGCUCGCGUGCCCUUCCAUGAUGAAAUAUCGCCGCCGAAGGGCAUCGGUACGCACAGAGUGGGCAGACGGGAGAAACUGUUCAUUUGUACAUACUGCGGGAAGGCUUUCAAUCGUCCGAAAAAGGUCGAGAUACACCAGAGAGUUCACACCGGGGAGAAACCAUACAGAUGCACCAUUUGUGGGCGGUGUUUUGCUGAGGCAGGCAAUCUCAAAAAGCAUCUGAGGGUUCACACGGGAGAGAAGCCGUUCAGGUGUACGUCCUGUGGGAGAAUGUUUGCCUCCAUACAAAACCUCAGAACGCACGAGCAGAGAGACCAUCCUGACGUGCUUAGCGGGAGAUGAGGUUCUUCCGUUAGGACUGAUGAGGGGAGGGAAACUUGCACACCUGUAGACUGUUCGUUCUGUGCGACCUUUGCAGCACGUAUGCAUAAUUCUGUUUUUACACGUUUAAUUACAUUUUAUUAACAUCACCUGAUUCCAAAUCUGCCCUUCCAUUGUCAAACCGACACGUCUAUGGAAAUGUGUUUCUCAGGGUCGAGUAAGCCGUGUCUAUGACAACCGUGUUCCAAAAUAAACAUACAUCACAUGCAAAAUUCAGCGUAUGUGUGUCAUGUGAAAGCCGCGGUCACCUGCAUGAUUAAUUGUAUUAUUGUGAUUGUGUUAUUUAUAGCAUGUCUUUAGGACGCUACAUGGAAUAAAAACUGAUUUAAACGGUCAUUUUGAUCAUGUCCUUGUACAUAAAAUGUGAGAUGAAAUGCAAUAACUGUCAUAUGAAACAUUCGCAAUCACUUUAGAAUAAUCACAAUAUUAGAUUCAUAGCGUGCUGAGAGUCUAGUAUCUGUUAAGGCUCUGUUCCAGUGUGUGGAUGGGCCCCAUGGUCUGGUAUCUGUUAAGGCUCUGUUCCAGUGUGUGGAUGGGCCUCAUGGUCUGGUAUCUGUUAAGGCUCUGUUCCAGUGUAUGGAUGGGCCUCAUGGUCUGGUACCUGUUAAGGCUCUGUUCCAGUGUGUGGAUGGGCCCCAUGAUCUGGUGUCUGUUAAGGCACUGUUCCAGUGUGUGGAUGGGCCCCAUGGUCUGGUAUCUGUUAAGGCUCUGUUCCAGUGUGUGUAUGGGCCCCAUGGUCUGGUGUCUGUUAAGGCUCUGUUCCAGUGUGUGUAUGGGCCCCAUGGUCUGGUAUCUGUUAAGGCACUGUUUCAGUGUGUGUAUGGGCCCCAUGGUCUGGUAUCUGUUAAGGCACUGUUUCAGUGUGUGGAACUUGGACUGUGCCAGUGCCGACUGGUUGGCGAUCUUGCGGCCUUACCCUAAGGAGAUUAUAUCUAUGGCAAUGAUAUACUGGGGCGACAUUGCUCAGGAGGUUGCCGAUUCGAUCCCCGCCCUGGGCAUGUCGAAGUGUCCCUGAGCAAGACGCCUAACCCCUAAAUGCUCUGGUGAUUGAGAGGCAUCAAUUGUAAAGCACUUUGGAUAAAAGCGCUAUAUAAAUCCAGUCCAUUUUACCAUUUACCAUGAUCUUCAGUCCUGAUCCUGGUGGUCUGCUGAUUUUUGUUUUUGCCUUAAUAUCAGCUGGCAGUUCUGACCCAAGGAACCAGGCAAGGUGUGCUAACUAAGUGCUGAGUAACAACAAAACCAGCUGGUCCUGCGGCCCUCCAGGACUGAAGGACUGAAGACCAGUGGCCUAUGGGAAUGACUGGCGCAUUGCACACCACCGCCCUCUUCUGGUUAUCCACCAGCUGCACAUGAGGUGUACUCCUCUGCACAGCCGUGCUGGCGGAUUGUGUGCUAAGAGGAAAUUGAGGUCGGCAGGGUGAAUUGAACUGAUGCUGCGGCAACAUGGGGCCAAUGAUACAAUUUUACAUUCCAGAACGGGAGAAAAAGAGAAAUCUAGUUCGUUCUUUAUUUUAUUUUUUUAAUGUUUUUUUUAAAUAUUAAAAUUUAAAUUAAAGUAUUAUCAUCUUUGAUUUCCAUACAUUGACGUUUAUUGUGGUGGACUAUUUUUAAAGAUGAGUUUUAAUGAAAUAUAAUCUAAAAUAAAGAUUCCCUUGAGCCACA
Anguilla rostrata (American eel) is the source of this 3834-nucleotide messenger RNA. Its product is annotated as zinc finger protein 235-like. Gene Ontology annotation, cellular component: nucleus. The transcript is spliced from 9 exons. The coding region runs from base 268 to 2133 and encodes 621 amino acids. Gene Ontology annotation, molecular function: DNA-binding transcription factor activity, RNA polymerase II-specific; RNA polymerase II cis-regulatory region sequence-specific DNA binding. Gene Ontology annotation, biological process: regulation of transcription by RNA polymerase II. Lineage: Eukaryota; Metazoa; Chordata; Actinopteri; Anguilliformes; Anguillidae. The record is from RefSeq and is a predicted model, not a curated record.